AUAAUAAGGAAUAAAGAUAACGAAAGCGAUCAAAAUAAUGACGAUGAAUUAUUAAGCAAUAUAUUUAAUAAUACAUCAUUUGUAAAUGAUAGAAGUUCAAAUUUUAAAAAAGAGGAAACUUUAAUGAAAAGGCAAUUACAAUAUAAAUCAUUAAAGUCAAAUGAACACGAAAAGAGAAUUCAAUAUUUUUUAGAUAGGCAAAAAGAAAAAAGAAGAAGUUUAUUAGUACAUGUUAGAAAUUUAAUAUCUCUACCAUCUUUACAACAACAUAAUUAUCAACAAGAAAAUGAAGAAAAUAAAGAAAUAAAUGGUAGUAGUAGCGAUAUCUUAAUGGAAGAUGAAGAAGGUAAUAAUAUUGAAGAUAAUAGUAUAGAUAAUAGUAUAGAUAAUAGUAUAGAUAAUAGUAUAGAUAAUAUAAAUAACAAUCAAGAUGAAAUUAUAAAAUCAUCAUUAAAAAAAGAAAAUAAAAAUAAAAAAAAGAACAAGUUUAAAGAAAUUAGUAGAAAACAAAAGGAAGAAAAGAAAAAUAAGCAAGUAUUAUUAUAUUCAAAUCAUUUAAUGCUGGCUGAAGGUAUGACAUUUAUUCCAAAUAAUUUGGAGAGAGAAUGGUAUUGUGUUCCUGUCCCCUUAGGUUAUAGAUGUCUAGUUAUUUCUCAAAAUGAUACCACAGUUGUAAGAUGUGAGAAUGGUGAAAUUCUUUUUCAAUUUAGAAGCCUUUUACCUUUUGGAAGCGAAAAAUCGAGAGAACAUGCAAACCCCGCCAAUCAAUAUUGUAUUUUAGAUUGUAUUUACGAAGAAGCAACUGGCACAUUUUAUAUUUUAGAUAUCUUGGCAUGGAAAGGUUAUAUUUUAUACGAUUGCGAAACCGAGUUUAGGUUCUUUUGGAGAGACUCUAAAAUUUCUGAAAAUAUUGCCAUCACAAAAUAUUCAUCAUUAAACAGUAAUUACAGAUUUAUAGCUCCACCAUAUUUUACUUCAAACAAUGAUUCAUUUGAACAAAUCAAAUUUGACAAAUUAUUAAAACAACAACAAGGAGAAGAAGAUAAAGAAAUGGAAAAAGAGGAGGAGCAACAUACUCAUCAAAUUUUAGAAUAUAAUUCAGAGUUUUUAUUGUUUUAUCAUAAAAACUCGCAUUAUGAAUUUGGUACAACCCCUUUAUUUUGUUCAUUAUCAAUAGAUUAUAUAGAUAUGUUAAUUCAACACCUCAACUAUAAAAACGAAUUAAAAGAAAAAGAAUUUGAUGAUGAAGAAGAUGAAGAAGAUUAA
Dictyostelium purpureum is the source of this 1266-nucleotide messenger RNA. RefSeq lists its product as uncharacterized. The record is from RefSeq and is a predicted model, not a curated record. The transcript has a single exon. Lineage: Eukaryota; Evosea; Eumycetozoa; Dictyosteliales; Dictyosteliaceae. Gene Ontology annotation, biological process: snRNA import into nucleus. The annotation marks the transcript as partial. Gene Ontology annotation, cellular component: nucleus; cytoplasm.